This is a messenger RNA of Dracunculus medinensis (Guinea worm), 447 nucleotides long. Lineage: Eukaryota; Metazoa; Nematoda; Chromadorea; Rhabditida; Dracunculidae. The record is from the annotation of a GenBank genome assembly.
AUGACGUCGAACCGAGCAGCUUGGGGACUUCCCCUGCAGCCAGCGAAACUAGUAUUGAAUCAAAUUUAUGCUGGUGAUGAAAGAUGGAUUAAUUUCGAGAUUAAUGAAAUAGCGACUGCUUGUGAACAAGAAGAAUCGGCUAAAAUACAUUUUACAAAAGGUUUAUUUAUCAUAAGGCGCAUAUUAAAAACCCCUCAUGUACGUAAAGCAUUAAUCAUAGGAUGUAUGCUCCAAAUGCUUCAACAACUUGCAGCCAUUAAUACUGUAAUGUACUAUACGGGUUCGAUUAUCGAAUCUGCUGGAACAACGGAUAAGCAAAAAAUUAUAUGGAUAGCAAGCGCCAUUUCAGGUGAUACAUUUUGGAUUUUGGAUUUUUCUACAAAUUUUUACAAAUUUUUAUGCAAGCUACGAUGCAGCACAUGCAUAAAAGGUCUCAAUGCACAUUAA